Messenger RNA from Salpingoeca rosetta, 1713 nucleotides. RefSeq lists its product as uncharacterized. The record is from RefSeq and is a predicted model, not a curated record. Gene Ontology annotation, molecular function: mRNA binding; protein binding. NCBI's taxonomy places the organism in Eukaryota, Choanoflagellata, Craspedida, Salpingoecidae. Bases 13 to 1623 code for a protein of 536 amino acids. The transcript is spliced from 16 exons.
CCGCCACCAGAUAUGGCCGAUGAAGGAGUGAAGCGGGACGAGAAGGGGUUUGCCAUCCCCGCUGGCUUGCCCGGGAAAGUGAAACCCGUGGUGGUGAAGCGGCCCGUGGCUUCCACAGCAGAGGGAAGCAAAAGCAAAGGAGAGAGCAGCAACAACAGCAACAGCAGCGGUGGUAGCACCAGUGCAGAUGUCGUGGACAAGGAGAAGCAACAGCAACCAGAAGUGGACCACAGUGGCACACCCUCCUCUGCGGCAUCUUCGCAACCCGGCUCUGCUGAAGCAGCGUCCCCAGCAGCGUCCCCGUCUUCAACCUCUGCAGCAGCGUCCAGCCCAAACAAGGCUGACAAAGGCCCACCAGGUCGUGAUGAGAUCUACACAGCCCCAGAGUGGAGCCGAGUUCCCACAGCUGACUACAAACUCGAGGUUCUUAAAGGCGGGCGCAUCAUUGACACAAUCGACAUCUCAAAGAAGCCGUUCUAUAUUGUUGGUCGGGCACCCAUCUGCGACAUCCAGGCCGAGCACCCGUCCAUCUCGCGGUGCCACACCGUCUUGCAGCAUGGUGAUGACGGCUUUGUGUAUGCGUACGACCUCAACAGCACGCACGGAACCAAACUGAACAAGACCAAGAUGCCGCCAAAGCGGUAUUACCGGUUUCGCAUCGGGCAAAUGCUGCGCUUUGGUGCCAGCACGCGGCUGUACAUCCUGUCGGGCCCUGAGGAGCUUGAGGCGCAGGAGAGCGCCCGUCUCGAAACACAGGAAGACGCAAUCCGUGAGCGCCAGGCGAAGAAGCUCGAGGACGCCCUCAAGGCGCGCGACCAGGGCGUCACCUGGGGUGUGGAUGAGAGCGAACCAGAAGACACAGACACAGCCGGCGGCGACGCUGAUGUUUUAGCGGCAAUUGCAAAGAACAUUGAAACACACGGCCCCGACUUUGACCAGAAGGCGUUUUAUCGCAAGGACCCACAGCGGGCGCUGAAACACUAUCUGACCCAAGUUGGAGAGGACCUCGAGUUUGAGUUUGAUCAGAUGCAGAUGGGACGCACCAGGGAAUAUGUUGCGACGAUUGAACUGCCAAUUUACGACGUCAACGGCCGUGGCAUGAAGAUAUCAGGGCAAGGUGAGCGGAAGAAGGAAGCCAUGGAGAGCUGUUGUCUCAACGCGUGUCGUGCACUCGACGCAAAGAAUCUUCUCAGAGACACACAGAGUGCGCGGAAGUUUGAUGACGACGAUGACGACGUCUACGGCGGAGACGACGACAACGACGAGUUUUACGAUCGCACCGGCGACGUGCAGCGCAAACGAGCGAAGCGGCAGCAGCGGUCCGGCGCUGUGGGAUCGCAGAAAGACGUGCAAACAGCGGAGACCCUCGAGGCAAAGAAGUCGUCGCUGGAGGCUCAGAUAUCGAAUCUGGAGACGGAGAUUGAAGCGCUGGAGAAGACACUUGCUGAUCAGGAAGAGGAAGGGCUAGACGAGGUUGACAGCUAUGUGAAGGGCUUGCAGGCCAAGACAACAAAGUCCAAGAUCAAGAAGAUGCGGAAGGAAGUGGAUCAACUGCAGAUGGAUCUCAAGCAAACACAACAACUCCUCAAGUUUCUCAGGCCAUCCCUCUCUUCCACAACAUAGCAGCCUGCCACCUGCUGAUUCGAGUAAACGUCGCAUUGAACAAGCGCCUAUGCCUGCUCAUCAGACUUGGGCCGAGGUGAGGGAAGCGAG